AUGGAUCCUGAUAUGGACAUCGACUUGCCAGAGCCACGGGGCACAAAACGACCCGUGCAAGAGAUCGAGCAGAGGGAUGAGCCAAAACAACCUAAAAGAAUCAGAGCACUGGACCCCGAUGUAGUCAACAAGAUUGCAGCGGGAGAGAUCAUUGUUGCUCCCAUGCAUGCCUUGAAAGAGCUGAUUGAGAACGCCGUGGACGCCGGAACCACGUCUAUCGAGAUUCUGGUCAAGGACGGAGGGCUGAAACUACUUCAGAUCACGGAUAACGGCCAUGGCAUUGACCGAGACGAUCUUUCUAUUCUCUGUGAGCGGUUCACGACCUCGAAACUCAAGGCUUUCGAGGACCUUUCCUCGAUAGGCACCUACGGCUUCCGAGGCGAAGCCUUGGCAAGUAUCAGCCACAUCGCCCACCUUACCGUGACCACGAAGACGGCCGGGUCGAGCUGUGCCUGGAAAGCUGUCUACAGCGAUGGCAAACUCGUUCCUGCCAAGCCAGGUCAAACCGCAGCCCCCAAGGCCACUGCUGGACGCGGAGGCACGCAGAUAACAGUCGAGGACCUAUUCUACAACGUCCCAACCAGACGACGGGCUUUCCGCUCUGCAAGCGAAGAAUAUGCCAAAAUCCUCGAUGUCGUCGGCCGGUACUCCGUUCAUUGCGCGGGGGUGGCCUUCUCGUGCCGGAAACACGGUGACUCGGGCGUCAGCAUCUCAACUCCAGCCAACGCAAGCACCAUCGACCGCAUCCGACAGAUCCACGGCAGCGCCGUGGCCAACGAGCUGGUGGAGUUUGAAGUCGAGGACGAGAAGCUCGGGUUCCGCUCGUCUGGGCUCGCGACGAACGCGAACUACCACGUCAAACGCACGACCAUCUUACUCUUCAUCAACCACCGCUCCGUCGAAUCGACAGCCCUCAAGCGCGCGAUCGAGCAGACCUAUUCGACCUUCCUCCCGAAAGGCGGCCACCCCUUCGUCUACAUCGACCUAGAAAUCGAGCCGCAACGGGUGGACGUCAACGUGCACCCGACGAAGCGCGAGGUCAACUUCCUGAACGAAGACGAGAUUAUCGAGAGCAUCUGCAGCGACAUCCGCUCUCGACUGGCGCAGGUCGACUCCAGCCGGACCUUCCUCACGCAGACUCUCCUCCCUGGCGUGCGAACGCUGGCCGAACCCGAACCAGCGGACGAAGUUGACAGCGAGGGAGCCCCCAAAACCCCCAAGACGCCAGCAACCACCACCAAAAAGCCCUACGAACACAACCUGGUGCGCACCGACUCGAAAGUCCGCAAGAUCACCUCGAUGCUCCCGCCCGCACUUGCCUCCGAAACCACCACCACCACCCCCGAAACCGCCAUCGACUCAGGCCUGCACUACGAAACCACCGCCCGCGAACCCCUCCGCAUCGCCCUAACCUCCAUCAAGACCCUCCGCGCCGCCGUGCGCAACAGCAUGCACACAACACUGACCGAAACUAUCGCCUCCCUCACCUACGUCGGCCAAGUCGACUCACGCCGGCGCAUCGCCGCCAUCCAAAGCGGCGUGAAGCUGUACCUAGUCGACUACGGCCUUUUCUGCCAAGAAUUCUUCUACCAGAUCGGCCUCACUGACUUCGGCAACUUCGGUCUCAUCACCCUCGACCCAGCCCCAAAACUCAUCGACCUGCUCCGCAUCGCCGCCGAAGCAGAAGCAGAAGCCGAACACGACGCUACAGCGAACCCACAACGCACCCAAGAGUCCCAAGCAAUCUACGAAACCGCCCCCGCCGUCAUCGCCGAAACCCUGCUCGCCCGCCGCGAGAUGCUAAACGAGUACUUCUCACUAGACAUCAGCGAAGACGGCCACCUGCGCUCCAUCCCGUUGCUCUUGAAAGGCUACCUCCCGAGUCUAGGCAAACUGCCCCGUUUUCUGUUACGGUUGGGCCCCUACGUCGACUGGACCAGUGAGGAGGCGUGCUUCCGGUCGUUUCUGCGUGAGCUCGCGGCGUUUUAUACGCCGGAGGCGUUGCCGGAUGGUUUGGCUGAGGGAGAGAACUUAAGGGAUGCCGGUUUAGACUCUAGCAACGGACAGGAGGGCGAAGAGGAGGGAGGAAAGGAAGACGAGGCAGCGUAUCUCGCGCAGCGCCGCGCGCAGAUGGCGCGCAUGCUGGAGCACGUGGUGUUCCCGGCGCUGCGGGGCCGGCUGGUGGCUACGACGCGGCUGUUGAGGGGCGUGGUGGAGGUGGCGGAUCUGAAGGGGCUGUAUCGGGUUUUCGAGCGGUGUUGA
This is a messenger RNA of Aspergillus homomorphus CBS 101889, 2262 nucleotides long. RefSeq names its product mismatch repair ATPase MLH1. Gene Ontology annotation, cellular component: MutLalpha complex. Lineage: Eukaryota; Fungi; Ascomycota; Eurotiomycetes; Eurotiales; Aspergillaceae. The record is from RefSeq and is a predicted model, not a curated record. Gene Ontology annotation, biological process: mismatch repair. The coding region runs from base 1 to 2262 and encodes 753 amino acids. The transcript has 4 exons. Gene Ontology annotation, molecular function: ATP hydrolysis activity; mismatched DNA binding; ATP binding.